AUGAGUAUGUCAAGCAAAAACGACAACAAGAUAUCGGUAGAGCAAAGGGUAUCGACUGAUUUUGGUGAAGCUUACCAACUCGAAGGACUUGGCUCCAACCUAAGGUCGAUUCGUUCGAAAACUGGUGCUGGUGAGGUGAAUUAUAUCAAUGCUGCUAAAUCGGUAAAUGAUAACCAACUGCUUGCGGAGAUUGGUUACAAACAAGAACUAAAGAGACAAUUUUCAACUGUACAAGUUUUUGGUAUCGCAUUCUCCAUUAUGGGUCUAUUGCCAUCUAUUGCCUCUGUCAUGGGUGGUGGACUUGGCGGUGGUCCGGCAACAUUGUUGUGGGGUUGGUUCGUUGCUGCUUUUUUCAUCUUACUUGUUGGUAUUACUAUGGCUGAACAUGCAAGUGCCAUCCCUACCGCUGGUGGUUUGUACUACUGGACAUACCAUUAUGCUCCUGAAGGUUACAAGGAAAUUAUUUCUUUUAUUAUUGGUUGUUCGAACUCGCUAGCAUUGGCAGCUGGUGUCUGUUCAAUCGACUAUGGUUUGGCUGAAGAAAUUGCCGCUGCUGUCACCUUGACCAGAGAUGGGAACUUUGACGCGACGAGUGGGAAACUUUAUGGUAUAUUUGCAGGGGCAGUGGUGCUCAUGGGUAUUUGUACAUGUAUUGCCUCCGGGGCCAUUGCUCGUCUGCAAACAGUGAGUAUAGUUGCCAACCUAUUUAUCAUCGUUUUGUUGUUUAUUGCCUUACCAAUCGGUACCAAGCAUAAUAUGGGAGGUUUCAACAACGGUGAAUUUAUAUUUGGGAAGUUUGAAAAUAUGAGUGAUUGGAAUAAUGGUUGGCAAUUUUGUCUGGCUGGUUUCAUGCCUGCUGUUUGGACUAUUGGCUCCUUUGAUUCGUGUGUUCAUCAGUCUGAGGAAGCCAAGGAUGCUAAAAAAUCUGUUCCCAUCGGUAUUAUUUCAUCUAUUGCUGUCUGUUGGGUUCUAGGUUUGUUGAUUAUUAUUUGUUUGUUGGCCUGCAUUAACCCUGACAUCGACAGUGUUUUGAACUCUAAAUAUGGUUUUGCUUUGGCUCAAAUAAUUUAUGAUUCGUUAGGAAAGAAGUGGGCCAUUGCAUUCAUGUCAUUGAUUGCUUUCUGUCAAUUUUUAAUGGGAGCUUCCAUCACAACAGCUGUUUCUAGGCAAGUGUGGGCAUUCUCCCGUGAUAAUGGACUGCCAUUAUCAAAGUAUAUUAAAAGAGUGGAUUCUAAAUACUCCGUUCCAUUUUAUGCUAUUUUGGCUGCAUGUGUAGGUUCGUUGAUCUUAGGUUUGCUGUGUUUGAUUGAUGAGGCCGCUACCUCCGCAUUGUUUAGUUUGGCAGUGGCAGGAAAUAAUCUGGCUUGGAGUACUCCUACGGUUCUGCGUUUGACAUCAGGUAGAGAUCUUUUUAGACCCGGUCCAUUCUACCUAGGUAAAUUCUGGUCUCCAAUUAUUGCCUGGAUUGGCGUCGCUUUCCAAGUGUUCAUUAUUAUUUUGGUUAUGUUCCCUAGUCAACAACACGGCAUUACAAAAUCCACUAUGAACUAUGCAUGUGUUAUCGGCCCCGGUAUUUGGUUCCUUGCAGGUGUUUAUUAUAAAGUCUACAAAAAGAAAUAUUACCACGGUCCAGCAACUAAUUUAUCCGAUGAUGACUACGCUGAUGCCGUUGGUGUUGAUGUUAUCGAUGCCAUUAUCUCCAAACAAGAGCCAUAG
Messenger RNA from Saccharomyces kudriavzevii IFO 1802, 1716 nucleotides. It is a transcript of the gene UGA4, whose product is annotated as Uga4p. The record is from RefSeq and is a predicted model, not a curated record. The transcript has a single exon. Bases 1 to 1716 code for a protein of 571 amino acids. Gene Ontology annotation, biological process: amino acid transport; transmembrane transport. Gene Ontology annotation, cellular component: membrane. NCBI's taxonomy places the organism in Eukaryota, Fungi, Ascomycota, Saccharomycetes, Saccharomycetales, Saccharomycetaceae. Gene Ontology annotation, molecular function: transmembrane transporter activity.